Messenger RNA from Archocentrus centrarchus (flier cichlid), 3824 nucleotides. RefSeq names its product large proline-rich protein bag6-B-like. The transcript is spliced from 3 exons. Lineage: Eukaryota; Metazoa; Chordata; Actinopteri; Cichliformes; Cichlidae. The record is from RefSeq and is a predicted model, not a curated record. Bases 50 to 532 code for a protein of 160 amino acids.
AAGGACACGCAGUUCCCAGCUUUUCCCUGUCAGCGUGUCAUUGGACAGCAUGGUGGCAAAGUUCAGGGAGCAUUUAGAGGAGCCUUUAGGUGCAGAUGUCCUUGCACCGAGCACUAAACCUGUACCUGCUACGAAUGGGAACAUGACGUCAAUGGUUAAACUGGGACCGACCGCGAUCUCGCCAUUUGGCGAGAAAUUAGCAGCCCCGCAGCGAUCGUGGUCUUAUUCCUCCUCCACCACCUGUUCUACUACCACCACCUCUUGUCGUUCCUCCAACAACCCUACUAGUAUCACCACUCCUUCCUCCACCUCCUCCUCCUCCUCCUCCUCUCUCUACUCCUCCAGCCUACCUCCUAACAGCCACGCCACCUACCAUCAGUACUGCUGUCCCGCGCGCCUCCGCCUGCCCAAGCCUCCCUGCGCCCUGCCCCCCGCCAAGCACCACGAGCAGGCAAGAGAGGAAGAAGAUGAUGACAUCGCCCAUCAGUUCUGUUGCCCCGCCUCCGAGUGCAGUAGCCCUUCCUCUAGGUAACCAGGGGCGACCACGAGACACUCCCCGCCCCACACAGCUCUCCCAGGGUAAAUCGAGGGGUACAUGAACCCCUGUCCUCCCUCCACCGUUGCUGUCUCUCUCUCUCUCUCUCUUUCUCUCUCAUCCUUUGACCGCCAAACAGCAAGAAAACUGUGGAGUUAAAAAAAAACAUGAAAUUAGAAGAAAAGGAGGAAAUUCGGGAAUUCUUCUUUUAAAACUCUUCCUCAUUAAAAGCCUGUCUGUGGAGAAAACUGGAGCUUUAAAAGAAAACGAUGAAACCGGCUUUGCAACUUUGCUGCUCAUCUGAUUUGUUUCUCUUUUCUUUUAAAUCUGGAGACACCUUUUCUUAAAGAUUUACAAAACCAAACCCUGAGUCAGACACUAAGAGUUGCUCUGCAGCUUUAAAACCAACAGGAUUGAUCAUCACCUCUGCAGUCUGACCUUCCCGGAGACGCUCACACCUGCUUCGGCUGGUUCACUCGGUGGCUCAGCUGAACGCCGGCAACGAGUCUGCAGAUUUGUGCAUAAUUUGAACUCGCCAGAUGAUUUACGACCUCCGUCUGAAAGCAAACUCUUCCCCUCGGCUCCUAGUCCGGGUCACAACGGGGACGUUAACAGUUUAUCCUCCCUGUCCGAGCAUGAAGCUACGACCCUGCCGUUUCCUGGCAACGCUGUGUCCGGAGCCUGCUGCGAGCAGAGUUCGGCGAGGGUCGGACGGUGCUUGAUGCAGCAGUAAGCUGCGGGGCCAUCUACGAUGGCGUCAAAACAUCGGCAGCUGGUGGAGCAGCGGUCGUGUCCCGACUCCGUGUACGCAGGGCUCUGGUUGUCGCACGGCACGUUGUCACCGCGCUGAACUCUUUGGAACGAAGGACCGAAGACUCGUCUGGUCGCAGUGGGACUGAUAGUUUGUUAGCAAGUUCACGAACGGUACGAGCCACUCUGGCAGGUAACCCCGCAUCAAUCGGAGGUCCUCUUCAGCGGACGCAGCCUGGUCCACCGGCUGCACAGCGGCUUCAGCGACCAGCCGCCUGAGUCAUGAGUUUGCUCUGUUUUGUAGUCGUUAGCAUCCCUACAUACUGCAGCCUGGGUUCUCCUUAUAACUGCUUCUUUCUUACUUCAAAACCUGCUGGCACACACAUUCAUCACUGGAGCAAGUGUGAGCGUGAAUAAAACUGUACUGUCGUACAUCAGGGAAAGUUUGUGUUCUUGUUUUGCAGUGUGACGUUAAAGGUGACAGAACUUUGGUGUAUAGGUCAUGUGACAGGAAAUGGAUUUACACGUGGCCGUGGUUAGUCAUUUUUUAUCAACCCAAAAAUAAAGCAGCAGUCAUGACAGAAACUCUUCAGUUUUAGGGAGAACCCUGGUGCCUAAUGUGUACAGUGUACUUGGACAGACACACACACACACAUACACACACACACACACACACACACACACACACACAGCAGCUGCAAGAGUUCUCAGAGACAAUAAAAUAAUAUCGGUGAUAUCUGGAGUAUGUUUACAUGCACAUCAGUCCGCUGAUCACUGACAGUGAUCGGCUUUAAGGCAAUAUUUUCAUGGUGUCACAUAGUUACUUAAUAUGCCAUUACCAUAAUCUAGUAUGUUUGAUGAAAAGGUUCUUAAUUCAUGAAUAUGACGACUGCUUCUGAUCUUGUCUUACAUGCAGACCAAGCUCUCCGUUAACGCUGGACAGAUGCGCUCAGCAUGACGUUACGAGAACUGUCUCUGCAGCAUUUGUGCCCCUCGGGGGUCUCUGACAGGACAUAUUUGAGCCUGAAGCCACGGUUUAAAAAUGUCACUUACUGCUGUCAAAGUACCAAAGUAAGAAGCAUCCGCUGGGGCUGAAUGUGAGACCUGCCAGUCAAAAUCAAGGGACUAAAAUGCUGUUUUUCUUGUUAAGAAAUGAUUCAGUUCAGAAAAUGAUAGUAAACAACUGCUAGCUUGCCAUGCUAACUGCUGAGCAAAGCUCCUUAUCUGUGAUUGGCUGAUAUCUCCAAACGUCAGACAUGCCCAGUGUUGAAGUGAUGCAGACAUGUGGCAGCAUCGGGUGGCUUUUGUUGUCAUUUCAACCAUAUGCAGUUAAUAAGGUACACCGUGAAUCACGGAGCUACAAACAAGGUCACAGCCAGAAAGCAGGUAGCUUUCAAGCGGCUAACGUUAGCACCGGUGAACCUAACCUGGAGCUAGCUGUCCCAUCCCUGUCACAUUUAAUUAGCUGUCUGCGCUGAGCUGAGAAGCUUGCUCAGGUAAAACCUCCGUAAAUAGACGCGUCUAAAGAGAAGAACUGUCGGGUUUCAAAGGAGUGAAGCUUGGUCUGCACGUACAGUUGCUCAGAUCAUGAAAAACUAAAAUAAUUGGAUUUCAUAUGACAGCUUCAGGAGUCGCAGUAUUGCCUUAAUAACUACAGUGCACGUAAACACACUCAGUGACUUCCCCUCCGAGUGAGAGGAAGCCGAUGGAGGCGGUGAUGAAGGGAGCAACGGUGGAGCCCUUUGUCUUCUCGUCUUUUUUUCGUGCACUCUUUUAUCCAUCUUCUCUUUGUGUUUGACUCUGUAGCUUUGACUCCUUCAUGCUCCUCCUUUCCUCUCCUCCCUUUUUCCUCUUCCCAAAGAAAGAAAGUAAGAAAGGCAUUCUUCUGAUUCGGUGCCAAGAAAAUCAAAGGAAAGACGAAAAGGAGAAAAGUCUGUGUCAUUGCCAAGUUUGAUAGCAGGGGAUAUUAUCCUCCUGUUGCAGUGCCAAGUUCAAAACAAAAGAGUCUUUGACACCCAAACCCUCAAGCAAGUGUAAUGUUUUAUGAGCAGAAAACUCUGUAUGCUGUAUGAGCAAACCCUCUGACGAGUUCAUCCAGUCAUUUUUUUUAGCUGUAAAGUCAGAUCUGUAUCUUUAUUUCAACGUUGGCUGCCCGCAGUUUUGUCUGUAGCGCCUUUUUGCCGUGUACACGUUUGAAAAGCAAUACAUUUGUUUUAAAAUCUGGUGUGAGAAUCUCCCAGUGUACGUAAACUCAUAUUGAGUGGGAGGGGAUUAAACUGAUGUAGUAGCUGAUUUAUCAAUAAACAAACACGCUUUGAUCCAAAGUUUUAUAUGCAGCAUGACGACAUGUGACACGAUGUCAGAGGUUUACAACACGAAUCCACCGUUGUUACCUAUACAGAAAAAAUGAAUUUAUUAAUAAUUUAACAGUAGACCAGAUGAAAGAAAUGGAUAUUUUAUUUUUUUGUGAAACACGUUUUUUUUUUUUCCGUCCCUGUAUUGAUAAACUUCUCUGCUGGAGGAAGUUCUCAGAUCCUUA